Messenger RNA from Papilio machaon (common yellow swallowtail), 1572 nucleotides. RefSeq names its product serine protease snake. The transcript has a single exon. The record is from RefSeq and is a predicted model, not a curated record. Gene Ontology annotation, biological process: proteolysis. Bases 584 to 1501 code for a protein of 305 amino acids. Gene Ontology annotation, molecular function: serine-type endopeptidase activity. Lineage: Eukaryota; Metazoa; Arthropoda; Insecta; Lepidoptera; Papilionidae.
UAAUAAACUCAAAACGAAAAAAAUAUUUCUGUUAUAAUAUUUCUGAAAUACGUACUUUUCUCGAAAUGUUUUCCUUCUCUGUACACGUAGUUAAUGGAUUGUAAAAUGUUUAUUACCAAUUUUGUUGGCGCUUAAAAUUGUAAUUAACCAUUUCAAUGCUAUAAAGUGGAAUUCACUCGUUUAAGGUUAACUUAUUUCAGACGUUAUACUUAAAAUUGCUUAAAACUGUGCUUACAUUGACAACAAGUUUGACAACAUAUCUUUUGAAAUAGGUUUCACGACAGUGAAAACGCAAACGGUUACAAAUGCGGAUGUAAGUGUACAGAGAAAAAUUCACAUUACACUAUUAUCGUGCCGAGUGCAAGGCGGAAUAAAUUACAAUAACUUAUGAAAAAAUAGCGUACAUAAUCAAACAAUAGAAUAUCGCCAUGGGACAAACGUCACGAGGAAUGUAUGUAAAUUCAAAACACUGUGAUUACUUUUACGAGCAUUAAGAAAUGCUAUUAACAAACCAAAGCUAAUCAUUGAUAACAUGGACAUUGAAGAGAGUAGACGUUUGUAUAGAAAAUAAAUAUCGGUGAAAAUGUUUCCAAGAAUAGUACACUUUAUAGCAGUUUUAAUGUUAAUAAAACUAGUUACAAAUGUAGGUGAGAAAGCAUUUAAAGCGUGCAAAGAUUACGGACAGACGAUGCUGGAGUGUCACAACGUGUUAUUCCCAACUUCUAGGGUCAGAGUACCAAUAGAUUUACUUUUAUAUCCACAUAUGGUACUGAUAGGCUUUGCAAAAAGCGAAGAAGAAAAACCAACUUGGAAAUGUGGUGGAAGCUUAAUAAGUGAAGACUGGGUACUAACAGCAGCUCACUGUAUCGAAGACCCAAUUUAUGGGACUCCAAGUGUGUUAAGAAUUGGUACAGCAACGUUUGAAUUUGACGAAGUAGACGAGUUAGCACAGGAGAGAAGAAUAGCAGAAAUUAUUCCACAUCCAAAAUAUAAGCCACCGUCGAAGUAUCAUGACAUUGCAUUGAUGAGAAGUAAACCGGCUUUCAUACUUAAUCGUGACAUAAGGAUUGCUUGCUUACAUUUAGUUGAUCAUAUUCCAACUUCGAAUCUAACAGCUAUUGGAUUCGGAACCACUGUAUCAGGUGUAGCGACUGGCAGUCAGACCCUGAUGAAAGUUGACGUUGACAUAAUUAACAAUACAGUAUGUAACAAAUCCAUGAGAUAUUUAAUUAGAAGAAAGAUAUUAGCUCGAGGUAUAACUGAAGAACAACUAUGUGCCGGUGACUAUGAGAAUGGAGGAAGAGACACAUGUCAGGGUGAUUCUGGUGGUCCUUUGCAGAUUAUGAUUGAUAGAGUUGAUUGCAUUAAAACUUUUCCAUUACAUACUUUGGUGGGAGUUACGUCUUUUGGCAGAGACUGUGGGAGAAGAAUGGCACCAGGCGUAUAUACUAGAGUUUCCAGAUAUAUAGAUUGGAUUGAAAGUAUAGUGUGGCCAACAUAAAAUGCUACUACUUCAACAACAAUUGUUUUCAAGUAAAAUAGAUUAAACAAUUUUGAAAGUUGUCAUAUAGG